AUGGGGGUCAACAGCAACGUCAUCGGGACCAUCAAGAGGGUCAGAAGGGUCAAUAUCGACGUCAUUGGGGUCAACACCGAUGUCCCCUGGGUCAUUAGGAUCAACAGCAACAUCAUUGGGAUCGUCAGGAGGGUCAGCAGGGUCAACAGCAACGUCGUUGGUGUCAACGGCAACGUCAUCGGGAUCAUCAGCAGGAUUAAUAGAGUCAACAUCAGUGUCAUCGGCGUCAACAUCGAUGUCAUCAGGGACAAUGGAGGGCCAACAGGGUCAGCGUCAAGGUCAUUGGGGUCAACAGCAACGUCACUGGGGUCAACGGCAACGUCAUCGGGAUCAUCAAGAGGCAGCAGCAUCGGGGUCAACGGCAACGUCAUCAGGAUCAUCAGGAGGGUCAACGGGGUCAACAUCAAGGUCAUCGGGAUCAUCAGGAGGGUCAACAAGGUCAACGUCAACGUCAUCGGGCUCAACGUCAAGGUCAUCGGGCUCAUCAGGAGGGUCAUUGGGCUCAACGUUGACGUCAUUAGGCUCAACGUCAAGGUCAUCAGGAUCAUCAGGAGGGUCAACGGGCUCAACAUCAAUGUCAUCGGGAUCAUCAGGAGGGUCAACAAGGUCAACGUCAACGUCAUCGGGCUCAACGUCAAGGUCAUCAGGAUCAUCAGGAGGGUCAUCGGGCUCAACGUCAAUGUCAUUGGGGUCAACGUCAGUGUCAUCGGAGUCAACGUCAAGGUCAUUAGGAUCAUCAGGAGGGUCAGCAAGGUCAACGUCAACGUCAUCGGGGUCAACGCCGAUGUCAUCGGGCUCAACGUCGACGUCAUCGGGCUCAACAUCAAGGUCAUCGGGAUCAUCACGCGGGUCAUCGGGCUCAACGUCGACGUCCCCGCCGCCGCCGCGGCGCCU
Molecule: messenger RNA, 894 nt
Organism: Tinamus guttatus (white-throated tinamou)
Lineage: Eukaryota; Metazoa; Chordata; Aves; Tinamiformes; Tinamidae
Source: RefSeq, a predicted model, not a curated record